GAAACUAAACAACAAUAGCCUUACUGGAUCCAUUCCAGACACUCUGUCCAAAGUUGAAGGUCUCACACUUGUAGACCUUUCUUUCAACAACUUCAGCAGUUCCGUGCCAAAAAUUGCUGCACGAACUUUCAAGAUAAUUGGCAACCCAUUAAUUUGUGGGCCUAAUUCAGAUAACAACUGUUCUGUGGUCUAUCCCGAGCCUGUUUCCUUCCCGCCAGAUGGUGUCAAAGAUGGGUCAGAAUCAGGGACAAAGAGCCACCGUGUGGCUGUCACUUUUGGCGUGAGCUUUGGUGCUGCCUUUUUAAUUAUAGUAAUCAUUGGAUCAUUUGUUUGGUGGAGAUAUAGACACAACCAGCAAAUUUUCUUUGAUGUUAAUGGUUAGGUCUUAUGUACUUCUAUCUUCAUUUUAUUUCCCAGUUUCUUCAUUGACAAGUAUCAAUUCUUAUGGCAUUAUGAUGAUUGAUUA
This is a messenger RNA of Camellia sinensis, 466 nucleotides long. Lineage: Eukaryota; Viridiplantae; Streptophyta; Magnoliopsida; Ericales; Theaceae. The record is from RefSeq and is a predicted model, not a curated record.